Messenger RNA from Syngnathus typhle (broad-nosed pipefish), 5522 nucleotides. Its product is annotated as titin-like. The record is from RefSeq and is a predicted model, not a curated record. The transcript has 17 exons. Bases 1300 to 3804 code for a protein of 834 amino acids. Lineage: Eukaryota; Metazoa; Chordata; Actinopteri; Syngnathiformes; Syngnathidae.
GCUACACCCCUCAGUCAGACUCUUGGUCUGUUGUGACAGGUCUAGGCGAUAGGGCUAGCUGCGCCAUCGCUGCCUGCAACAACAAACUCUUCAUCACAGGAGGCCGCGAUAACAAGAACCAUGUCAUCUCCACAGUCAUGUGCUGGAAUGUGGAUGAAGGAGUCUUGACAGAAGAAUGUGCUUUGCCCGUGGGCGUGUCGCACCACGGCAGUGUCACACUGCUGAAGUCCUACACACACGUGCACAGAGUGGCACCUGUGUCUGAGCACCAAAGAAUUUGAAACGAAUGACAUUGGGUGUCCCUUUAGCCCAGCGAGAGACAAAAUCUUGGAGCUCCUGAACUCCUCUGAUUCAGCUAUUGUUGGACGGACAUCAUCAUCUCGAUACCUGGGCUAUGGACUUCAAUUGAAGUCAAAACGUUUCUUUUCACUGACAUGUUUUGGUCGAAACACGGUUGUCUUCUGAUUAAUAUUCAUUUGUGGAUUAUGAAUUAUGAACCCGAAAAGAAACUUUUGCUAAUUUUACCCAAACAAGUACUUAUAUUGUUGUCCGUGAACAUGCUCUGUGGAAAAUGGUGAACUGAAUCUGACUGUGGUUUGUGGACAUUCAUUUUGUUUGCUCUGGUCCCAGUAACCUGUUGCAAUAAGUAUACCCAAGAUGCAGAUGUGCUUUUGUGUGUCUGUCAGAAGAAAAAAAACAAAGAAGAAACCAGGAAAUGUUCUAUAAUUGCAACUGGUCCAACCAGUCUGCGAAAACAAGUGUUACAUUUGAGUUCUAGGUGCCUCAACCAUUCAGCGCCACUCCACAAGGAGCAGGUUGAAAGGUUCACCAAAAUUUGCUAGCAAAGAAGGAUAAAACUUGAUCUGGAUGUCAACUCGAAAGCUCAAAAUCUUUACCCAUCAUGGUUAAACAAUAUAGUUUGGUUAGUCUUUUGUACCAUCUCCUCGCUUUGGCUUGGGGACCCCUGGUCUACCAGUUCACACAAGGCCUUUCUGAAGUAUUCCAUGUUUGAAUGCUUGAUGACAAUCAUGGAAAUAUCCUUUAGAAGAAAUCAAGAAAUGUGCUUUAUCACCAAAGGCUCGGUAAACAUGCCCAACCCAAUUCCAUUCCUAUUGCAAGUGAUUGUUUACCAGUGACAUCACCUCUUAAGUGAAGGUUGCCUCUUCCCCAGAUUCUGCACGGCAUCUGGAAUAUGUGCUCAAGGGCCAAGAGAUAAACUUUCUGCCGUCUAUCCCCGGAAAACCCGAUCUAGUCGGGUGGAUACAUGAUGGUAUAGAUGUGGUGUGGUUCGAUCUGCAGAUGGGCAAAGAUGUUUUUCCUCCCUACGAGGACAGGAUCACUCUGAACCAAGAAUCUGCAAGACUCAUCAUCAAAGAUGCCACAUAUGAAGACAGCGGAAACUAUGACUUAAAGUUGAUGAUAAAUGGCCAGCAUCAUCGUUUAAAGUAUAGAAUUGAAGUUAUAGACAAAGUAGACCAACCACACAUAUCGUGUGUAUUGACCAGCCCAAACAGAGUGUUACUCAUUUGCUCAACAGACUCCAAACAUCCUGAUUUAUUGGAGUUUAAGUGGAGCUCAGAUGGAAAGGAGCAUCCAGGCCCAAACUGGCAAAUAAAUGUGAGGGGGAAACAUGAUGAUCGACUUUAUCGUUGUGAAGUGAGCAACCCUCUGACCAAGGAAACGGCCAAUUUCACUGCUGGCGACUGCUUCCUAGAACCUUUUGAAAAGACGAAGAAAAGGAUUCGAAGAAGUCCAUGUAACACGCCUGACGUAUCCCAGGAUCUGAAAUAUGUACUCAAGGGUCAAGAGAUAAACCUUAAGCCACCCAUCCCCGAAAAACCUGAUCUAAUUAUUUGGUUCUAUCAUGAUGGCCGAGGUGUGGUAUUAUUUGACGACAAGGGUGAAUUACAUUUUCCUUCAUACGAGGACAGGAUCAUUCUGAAUCAUAGUACUGCGGAACUCACCAUCAACAACGCCACAUAUGAAGACAGCGGAAAUUAUACCUUAAGCUGGAACAUAAACAAUGAGGAAUGUCGCUUAAAGUACCCAGUUGAGGUUAUAGACAAAGUAGACCAACCACACAUAUCGUGUGUGUUGACCAGCCCAAACAGAGUGUUGCUCGUUUGCUCAACAGAAUCCAAACAUCCUGAUUUAUUGGAGUUUAAGUGGAGCUCAGAUGGGAAGGAGCAUGCAGGCCCAAACUUGCAAAUAAAUGUGAGGGGGAAACAUGAUGAUCGAGUUUAUCGUUGUGAUGUGAGCAACCCUCUGACCAAGGAAACGGCCAAUUUCACAGCUGGCGACUGCUUCCUAGAACCUUUUAAAAAGACAAAGAAAAGGAUUCGAAGAAGUCCAUGUAACACGCCUGACGUAUCCCAGGAUCUGAAAUAUGUACUCAAGGGUCAAGAGAUAAACCUUAAACCACCCAUCCCCGAAAAACCUGAUCUAAUUAUUUGGUUCUAUCAUGAUGGCCGAGGUGUGGUAUUAUUUGACGACAAGGGUGAAUUAAAUUUUCCCUCAUACGAGGACAGGAUCAUUCUGAAUCAUAGUACUGCGGAACUCACCAUCAACAACGCCACAUAUGAAGACAGCGGAAAUUAUACCUUAAGCUGGAAAAUAAACAAUGAGGAAUGUCGCUUAAAGUACCCAGUUGAGGUUAUAGACAAAGUAACCAAACCCAACAUAUCCUGUGAAAUGGUCAACCUAAAGCAGGCAUUCCUUGAGUGCUUAACAGAGGGCAAAAGUGAUCCUUUGUUAAAAUUUAAUUGGCGCUCACAAGGAACCGAGCAAACGGGUCCAAUUUUGAAAAUAAAUCUCAGCGAUGAACAACAUGUUUAUCACUGUGAUGUGAGCAACCCCCUGACCAAUGAAACGGCAUCAUUCCUCGCUAAGGACUGCUUCCUUAAUGCCCCUUCCCCAGAUUCUGCACGGCAUCUGGAAUAUGUGCUCAAGGGCAAAGAGAUAAACUUUCCGCCGUCUAUCCCCGGAAAACCUGAUCUAGUCAGGUGGAUGCAUGAUGGUAGAGAUGUGGUGACGUUCGAUCCGCAGACAGGCAAAGAAGAUGUUUCUCCUUCCUACAAGGACAGGAUCACUCUGGAGAAAGAAUCUGCAAGGCUCAUCAUCAAAAAUGCCACAUAUGAAGACAGCGGAAACUAUGACUUAAAGUUCAGGAUAAAUGACAAGCAUGAUCCUUUAAAAUACAGAAUUGAGGUUAUAGACAAUGUCACCAAACCCAACAUAUCCUGUGAAAUGGUCAACCUAAAGCAGGCAUUUCUUGAGUGCUUAACAGAGGGCAAAAGUGAUCCUUUGUUAAAAUUUAAGUGGCGCUCACAGGGAACCGAGCAAACGUGUCCAAUUUUGAAAAUAAAUCUCAGCAAUGAACAAUAUGUUUAUCACUGUGAUGUGAGCAACCCCCUGACCAAUGAAACGGCUUCAUUCCUCGCUAAGGACUGCUUCCUUAACAACAAACUGAACUCUACAGAUUGGAUAUAUUAUGUAAUCGUUGUGUGCCUUGUAAUCGGCUUCAUUGCAGGAUACCUUUUUCGCACAAAAUGGCAAUGUUCAGAACCUUUUGAAAUUAUACGAGCAAAAUGUUUUGAAACUACAGAGGUCGCAAGUCCCAGUGCGGCCAUGGAAAUGAAACCCUUAGUGACACUCAGCACCAAUCAGACAAGAAAACGAAACCUUGGCUCAGAACGUUUGAAAAAUAUACCAGCAAAAGAUUUUGAAAAACGAGAAACUACAGAGGUCGCAAGUCCCAGUGCGCCUAAAGAAAUGAUACCCCCAGUGAGACGCCACACAAUGUAACAUUGUAUAAACCUUUGAUGUCCCUUUGAUGUCUAUUGUAUGCAAAUAAUGCACAAUGUAACAAUGUAUGAACCUUUGAUGUCCCUUUGAUGUCUAUUGUAUGCAAAUAACAAUGUAUAAACCUUUGAUGUCUAUUGUAUGGAAAUGACAAUAUAUAAACCUUUGAUGUCUAUUGUAUGCAAAUAAUGUAUAAAUCUUUGAAGUCUAUUGUAUGCAAAUGUCUAUUGUAUGCAAAUGUAUAACCUUUGAUGUCUAUUGUAUGCAAAUGUAUAUCCUAAUGAGUUAGGCGCCAAGAUGGCGCCAGUCGAGACGGCGCCAUCUUUGGGUGACGCCAUUUUGGUUUGCUUGCGCCAUUUUGGAUGGGGACUUGUAUGGGCAUGUAUGGGUCCUGUAUUAUAGCAGCCGGAUGUAAUUUGACAUUCAAUGGACAUGUCAAUGGUGUAUCUAAUUUUACAUUCAAUAGUUAGUGGGGUCUGUCCAAUAGUUUGAGUUUACGUUUUACUAUUCCGUGUUGCUUCCGUUGUAUUUUGUAAAAAAGAAAUAUAAUGGGUCAUUCUAACAUCACCUCAGUGGAGUCAGAUUUUCUAACAAACAUUGAUGAAAUAGAUUUGCAACCAUUUUUGUGAAACAAAGCAAAGAAGUGAUACAUCUGAGCUAGAUUUGCUAUCAACCAAUGCGUCUAGGAGUCAAGGGGGGAGUUUUGUUGAAAAAAAGGCAUUUGAAGGAGAUAGGCAAGGUGUUGCUGCACCUAAUUUGACAUACAAUAGCUUGUGGGGCCACCGAUAGUUGAGUAAGGAGAGUCAACAUUUAUUGGCUCUGAGUUGUCUGUGUAACUUUGUUGAAAAAGGCAUCUGAAGGAGAAGGGCAAGGGGGAUCUAGCAAGGAUGAGAUGAUGAAUGAAAGCUAAAUACAGAUGGUGUCUUUAGCCUCAUUGCUUACCGGUGUGCUUAAUCCACAGGCGAGGACUAGUGAUGAACACCUCUCCCAGACACGAGAACUCAAUAGUUAAUAAAGACUACGACUUUUAACAGUGAGAACGUGAGGGGGUCGGGCCAAGCAAAGAAAUCCCAGAAUGCUGUGGAAACUGUCCAGAACUGGGUGACUCCAUACUCUUAGAGGAAAGCUAAACAUGUGACCUACUAUUAAUCUCAAAAACCUAUCUCCUAUAAUUCACGUGUGCAAUAUAAGAUAUAAUAUUUAUAUUUAUUCGCUUUUUUGUUUUUUUAAACACUUUUUUUGUAUUUUGAAACACUUUUGUAAAUGUUUUAAAGUCAAACUUACUUGCAGAAGCACUCAUUCAUUUAAAUAAAUAAGAAAAUAAAUAUGAGUAAAUAUAUUGUUUUGUAUUGUAUUGUAUUGUAUUGUAUUGUAUUGUAUUGUAUUGUAUUGUAUUGUAUUGUAUUGUAUUGUAUUGUAUUGUAAAUAAGUUUUGGAUAUUUUCUGGUAGUUGUUGUACAUGAUGAUUGUUGUUUGAGAAAUACAGAAUUUUGUUUUCCUGCACCCUUUCAAUUUCACUCCCAUCUAUUUCUAUUUGUACCUUUAUGUUCACUGUGCCUUUGCCAAAUAACAUUAACUUGGUCUUACAUUUAAUGAUAAUUUGUUAUAGCAUAAACAUAGUGUGCAGUGCAAUAUUUUAAUGUCUCUAUAUAAUGUCUCUAUAUAAAUUUUUGUGUACGGUUGGGGUAAAUUGUGAAUGAAAAAUAAACAGCUUAAACAAA